AUCAAAUCAUCCAUUUCGCUUUGUUGUAUUCUCCCCUUUUCUUUGAGAUUCAUACUGUUUAAAUGCGUAGGCUUUCAACUGAGUGUUUCACUAAUGGGAACAGCCAAUGAUUCAAGCAAGGAUAUCUCUGUUCGUUUGGCUGAGAAAAACCCAAAGGUGGUUUUUGUUUUAGGUGGUCCGGGUAGUGGCAAAGGUACCCAAUGUGAGAAAAUUGUUCAACAUUUUGGUUACACUCAUCUUAGUGCAGGAGAUCUUCUUCGAGCUGAAAAAAACUCUGGUUCUGAAAAUGGAAUCAUGAUUCAGAACAUGAUGAAUGAAGGAAAGAUUGUUCCUUCCGAGGUAACAAUUAAGCUUCUUCAAAAAGCAAUGUUGGAAAGUGGUAAUGACAAGUUCCUUAUUGAUGGGUUUCCUCGUAAUGAAGAAAACCGAGCUGCAUUUGAAGCUGUUACUAAAAUUGAGCCAGAAUUUGUCCUGUAUUUUAAUUGUUCUGAAAAAGAAAUGGAGAGGCGAAUUCUUAAUAGAAACCAGGGAAGAGAAGAUGAUAACAUUGAAACAAUAAGGAAGCGAUUUAAGGUGUUUCUAGAGUCUAGUCUUCCUGUAAUUGAGUACUAUAAAGGAAAGGGCAAGGUUCGAGAGAUUGAUGCUGCAAAGCCGGUUGAAGAGGUAUUUGAAGAGGUUAAAGAUAUUUUCACCCCAGAAGUCCGAAAAGUUGUGGGGGGACGCGGGUGGGGACGCGGGUGUUGUGCUAUUCUGUAGGUGCCCCUUUAGCUGGAAAACGAAACUAGUAUUGAGAUUUCAGUGCAUUUAUAGAUAUAAUAAUGUAAACUAUUAGGUGUAUGUAUAAUUAUCUUGAGUAAGGUAACUGUAUUGACCGAUUUGUGCUCUGCAAUGAAUUGCCACUGUAUAUUAUGAAGUGUUGUACUCUUCUUUCAUAAGAAACUUUUGCAUAAGAAUUAUAAUUAUGAUGGAAGCUUUUAGAAGUUA
This is a messenger RNA of Gossypium raimondii (Peruvian cotton), 984 nucleotides long. Its product is annotated as UMP-CMP kinase 3. Gene Ontology annotation, biological process: UDP biosynthetic process; 'de novo' pyrimidine nucleobase biosynthetic process; CDP biosynthetic process. Lineage: Eukaryota; Viridiplantae; Streptophyta; Magnoliopsida; Malvales; Malvaceae. Gene Ontology annotation, cellular component: cytoplasm; nucleus. The transcript is spliced from 8 exons. The record is from RefSeq and is a predicted model, not a curated record. The coding region runs from base 94 to 756 and encodes 220 amino acids. Gene Ontology annotation, molecular function: ATP binding; UMP kinase activity.